AUGCCCGGCAUACCAGGCAAAAAGCUCGGUCAGAAAGUCGACAUUGACUUCACUCUGCGGAAGGUCUUUGGCAGAAACUCGUUCAGACCAGUGCAACGAGACGUGGUAACAGCAGCACUCGAUGGCCACGAUGUCUUCCUUCAAGCGGCCACUGGGUUCGGUAAAAGUCUGUGCUUUCAACUACCCGCAGUCGUGGACUUCGGAAUCACCAUUGUCAUAUCGCCGCUACUUGCCCUCAUGAACAAUCAGAUGGCUGGCCUGCGAGCAGCUAACAUCAAAGUCGAAACCAUCAACAGCACCACCGCUUUCUCCAAAAAGACAGAGAUCCUCAAUGACCUCAAAAGCGGUCACCCUCAUACUCGUCUGCUUUAUGUCACUCCCGAAUACUGCCAGUUGGACCACUUCCGGAAUCACCUCCGCAUUGUCUACCAGCAGCAGGAGCUAGCAAGAAUCGCAGUCGACGAGGCUCAUUGUAUCUCGGAAUGGGGUCAUGACUUUCGACCCAGCUUCAAGGAGCUGAAUUGGUUCAAGAAAGAAUUCCCAGACAUCCCGAUGAUCUGCUGUACAGCUACUGCCACUCAAGCGGUUCGAGAAGAUGUCAUUAGCACUCUUGCCCUCAAUCCCACCAAGUUGAAGACAUUCACCAUGACCACAAGUCGCCCGAACCUUCAUUACGAGAUUCGUUUCACGAGUGAUGACCAGGAUCGCUACGACAACUUGCUUGCCUGGAUUCGCGCCACACAUGCGCGUCGAGCUAACAACCCGACUCGCUCGCAAGAGCUUAAAAAACGUGGUGAGCGAUCGACAAACGUUCCUGGAAUCAUAUAUACCUGGUAUCGAAAGGACACCGAGGCAUUGGCAACCCGCUUGCAAGCGGACGGAAUUGGUGCGAAGCCUUACCACGCCGGCCUUUCAGUGGAGCAGAAAGACGAUCAUCUUACAGGUUGGGUCAAGAACAGAGAGGGCUACGAUAUCAUCGUCGCCACCACAGCGUUCGGUAUGGGCAUCGACAAGGACAAUGUCCGUUUUGUAGUUCAUUGGCAAAUCCCGAAAUCCUUCGAGGGAUACUACCAGGAAGCUGGCCGAGCUGGAAGAGAUGGGAAGGCCUCGAUGUGUAUCUUGUACUACAGUCGCGAGGAUCGAGAUCGUGCUGCGAACAUGAUGCAGCGAGAGAUUCAGAAACUCAGUAAUGCUCGCAACAGCAAUGUGAAGGCCAACUAUAACCGAGGCAAGAGCUUGCAAGCGCUGAUUGGAUUCUGCGAAAGUGUAAGCAAAUGCAGGCACAAGAUGAUUGCGAGCUACUUUGGCGAGCAGGAGACGCCUCCUUGCGACUGGGCUUGCGAUUGGCAUAAGGAUUCAAAGGGCCUGGCGAAGAGGAAGGAUGAGGACCUGGCAAGCGAAGAGUGGGUAGCCACGCAGAAUCAGAUGGGAACGUAUAGUAACGACUAUUAUGAAUGA
This is a messenger RNA of Pseudocercospora fijiensis CIRAD86, 1458 nucleotides long. RefSeq lists its product as uncharacterized. Gene Ontology annotation, molecular function: nucleic acid binding; four-way junction helicase activity; ATP binding. The coding region runs from base 1 to 1458 and encodes 485 amino acids. The transcript has 2 exons. Gene Ontology annotation, cellular component: chromosome; cytoplasm. Gene Ontology annotation, biological process: double-strand break repair via homologous recombination. The record is from RefSeq and is a predicted model, not a curated record. NCBI's taxonomy places the organism in Eukaryota, Fungi, Ascomycota, Dothideomycetes, Mycosphaerellales, Mycosphaerellaceae.